Molecule: messenger RNA, 1728 nt
Organism: Fusarium subglutinans
Lineage: Eukaryota; Fungi; Ascomycota; Sordariomycetes; Hypocreales; Nectriaceae
Product: ABC transporter transmembrane domain protein
Exons: 3
Coding region: 1-1728 (575 amino acids)
Source: RefSeq, a predicted model, not a curated record
AUGUCGUUUGGAUACUCCGUCGGCGACGUGAUUGCCGGCGCCAAUCUGACAUAUCGGCUCAUCAGGAUCAUGGCAGACACCGAAGGCGGCUCCGACGAGUAUGUUGAGGCCAUGUCCGAGUUAGCGGCGAUGCAACAGGCAUUUCUCCAAAUUAGCGAAAUCCGGAACCAUAAAAUGCUCCCGCCCGCCACAGUCAACGCAGCAUCUCACAUUGUUCUAUCAUCAAUGGACACCAUCGCCAAGUUCCUCGAACGCACCAAGCAGUACCAGCGCCGGCUCGAAGAUCCUAGAAUCUCCAGUUUUCAGAGCUCGUGGCACAAAAUAGGAUGGACGCUGUACAAGUCUCAUGAACUGCGCACUCUUCGAGAUGCUCUCCAUUCUAGACUCACAUCGGUCCAAGUCCUGCUGUCGGCGGCUUCUUACUGUACACCUCUACCAGCGAAUGUGGCCCGAUAUCAAGCCGCCGAUCAAAAUUCUCAUGGUCCGUCUAUUGCGGAAGCAUCACCGGCCCCUCCUCAUUCUCCAGCAAGCGGAAGCGACCAUGAGCGAGAUGCAGACGUGGCAGAAAAGAAUCACAAAGGUUCGAGUUUGUCGUCUCCGUCGCCAGAACAGAAAUUUCGGACCAUCCAAACUUCAGAAGGAAGCAGCCUGCGUCAAUUCAUCCACUUCAAAGAUGCAGUCGGCAGGAAGUUCAACUUCCCCUGGGAGAAAUCCAGGAAAUGGAGUGAUCUUGAAGAUCUCAUUAAACAGGCCUUUGACCAGGUGGACGUCCUGGGGCCGCACGUGAUAGAAGGCCAUUACGACUUGAUAGGCCCAGACGGUAAGAUUAUCUUACCGAGCAUUUGGGAGGACAUCGUGGAGCCAGAUAUGGACAUCAUAAUGACCAUGUGGCCCGUGGAAACCAUUAAUAAACCGCCGUUACUACCCAGGGUGAGACCUCCUAGGCCACCACCCAUAGUCGAAAGGCGCAGAAAUCAAGGACCUGGAAAUCCACCACCUAGAAGGGAAUUCAUGUCAGAUACCCCAGGAAUGCAGCAUUGGAGGGAUGAUAGAGUAAGAGUCACCGCCGUGAACACGACUCGUGAUGCCAGCCAUCGCAGCUCCAGAACACCAGAAGUUCUACCUUUGCCGAUACCAUCAACUCCUCAUGCGAUCGCACAAGGACAUAUAACCACACCGGGGAGUGAAAUUGAGACCUGUGCAAGUUCCAAAGAGUCACGUUACCGUCACCCUCAGCCAGGCGACGCAAGGGACUCGCAAGAACCCCGUCCGAAACAGAGGCUUAUGUCUGAUGAAGAGUUCAUAAGACGUAUCAGCGGCUUGGAUGCCAUCACGAAACCAGCAGUCAUGGAGAUAAUCAAGGAGAUGGAGAAGCGUUCCAGGAUCACGCAAGCACAAUCUAAGGAGAUAAUUAAAAGUCUCGAAAUAAUGCCUCUAGACUCAUUCGAAGACUCUGUCCGCGCUUAUCAAGCUGAAAUGUCUUCCCAGCAGAUUGGCCCGGAAAGAAGCUCAAGUCGAGACUCUCCCCGUGGAAGCUCUCCGGUUCCAACAUACUUGAGGGAUACUGUUGACAAGGGCAAAGCGAAACGACGCGAGAGGGAGGAGGAUGGCUUAUAUUCUGCUGAUGGUCAAGAUCAUGACUCUGUUGCCCCUACGAGUGACUGGGAAGACUACACAGAAGAUGAAGAAACAAUUACAGAAGACGGAGAUGACGAUCCGGCUUCCUAA